CAGAGAUUUGAAGAUAACUUCAAUGGCGAGAAGGAACGAUCAUAAUCAUCCUUUGUUCUUAUCUUCUUCAGAUGUUGCUGGAUCAGUGCAGAUUGGGAUUCAGUUAACAGGCAUGGAGAAUUACACCUUGUGGAGUCGUGCAAUGCGACUCAACUUGCUUACCAGAAACAAAUUGGGAUUUAUCGAUGGCAUAAUCACACGAGAUGAUUUUACAGUUGAUUCUGAGAAGCAGGAUUGGGAUCGAUGUAACGCAAUGGUGAUUUCAUGGAUCGUCAACAAUGUCAGCAAGGAACUUGUAAGUGGAAUUUCUUUUUGCUCUAAUGCUAGUGUAGUAUGGAGAGACUCAAAGGAACGAUUUGACAAAGUCAACAUGUCUAGGAUAUAUCAUCUUCACAAAGCAAUUGCUACCUUAACUCAAGGUGUUUCCUCUGUUGCUGUGUAUUUUUCAAAAUUGAAAGACCUCUGGGAUGAAUUUGAUUCAAUUAUACCUCCUCCUUGUUGUGAAUGUCCAACAUCGAAGGAUUAUGCUGAUGGUCUGUUAAGACAACGACUUCUACAAUUUCUCAUGGGAUUGAAUGAUAACUACAGUCAGGCUCGUAGCCAAAUUCUCAUGAUGAUGCCUGUUCCUACUGUGAACCAAUGUUAUGCUAUGAUCAUUCAUGAUGAGAGUCAAAAAGUUUUAUAUGGUGAGCAACCUGGUAAUAACACUGCAAUUGAUCACACAGCCUUAUUGUCCAACAAAAUUGAAGGAACAGGUAAGCCUAGAGGAGGUGGUUAUGCAGGUAACACAGGAAGUAGUUCUGGAGGUGGUAAUACAGGAGGAUCUGGAUAUUAUAGUGGAUAUUAUGGAGGCAAUAGUUCUGGAUCUGGUGGUUUUGGAUCUGGUGGAGGAGCUGGUAGGUCAGGAGCAAGUAGCUCUAGGUCUAGAAGAUUUACUCCUUACUGCGAAAUUUGUAAUUUCAGAGGACAUACUAAGGAAGCUUGUUUUAAGGCAAUGCAAUGCAGUUAUUGCAAUAUGAGGGGUCAUACUAGGGACAAUUGCUAUAAACUCAUAGGUUACCCUGCUGAUUUCAAAGGGAAGAAGAAAAUCUCUGCUGCUAAUGUACAAAAUCAACACACUGGAGACAAUGAAGUCACUCCACACCCACACCAUGUCCAACAACCUCAUUUCACCAUGGACCAAACAUGA
Solanum pennellii is the source of this 1189-nucleotide messenger RNA. RefSeq lists its product as uncharacterized. The transcript has a single exon. The record is from RefSeq and is a predicted model, not a curated record. The coding region runs from base 23 to 1189 and encodes 388 amino acids. Lineage: Eukaryota; Viridiplantae; Streptophyta; Magnoliopsida; Solanales; Solanaceae.